This is a messenger RNA of Peronospora matthiolae, 444 nucleotides long. The record is from the annotation of a GenBank genome assembly. Lineage: Eukaryota; Oomycota; Peronosporomycetes; Peronosporales; Peronosporaceae.
AUGGCUUUAAAACGGAUCAACAAGGAGCUACAGGACUUGGGACGCGACCCGCCCGCGAACUGCAGCGCCGGCCCUGUGGGCGACGACCUGUUUCACUGGCAGGCGACGAUUAUGGGCCCCGAAGACAGCCCGUACUCGGGCGGAGUCUACUUUCUGAACAUAUACUUCCCCGCGGACUACCCGUUUAAGCCGCCCAAAGUGAACUUCACGACGCGCAUUUACCAUUGCAACAUCAACGCGAACGGCGGCAUUUGUCUGGACAUUCUCAAGGACCAGUGGAGCCCGGCGCUCACCAUCUCGAAGGUGCUUCUCUCGAUCUGUUCGCUGUUGACGGACGCCAACCCGGACGACCCGCUGGUGCCGGAGAUCGCGCAAAUUUAUAGAACAGACCGCGCGCGCCAUGACGCCACUGCCCGUGAAUGGACCGCCAAGUACGCCACUUAG